Molecule: messenger RNA, 420 nt
Organism: Phaeodactylum tricornutum CCAP 1055/1
Lineage: Eukaryota; Bacillariophyta; Bacillariophyceae; Surirellales; Neidiaceae
Exons: 2
Coding region: 1-420 (139 amino acids)
Source: RefSeq, a predicted model, not a curated record
AUGGCCGAUCCGGGACGUCUCCUUUUCAGUCCGGCCGCUCUCGGGAUUCGUAUCCGGUUCGGCCCUUCUCAACGAGACACGGAGUGGAAACAUUUGACACUCGGCCUGUUUCCCCAUCCCACCGGACCCACAGUUCACUUUCUACGUCUCACUCCGCAAAUUACCUUGGAACACGAAUGGGGCAUGACGCUCUUUUACACUCUUUUCGAACCCACAACCAGAACUUUCCUAGUUGGGAACUCCGGACUAGUCCCGCGGAAUCCCAAACAUCACGACUUGGUCGAUUGCCGCCUGUUGCGCAUGGGACCGUCCGCUUUCCUACCCUCGGGAUCGCACCCCGCCCGCCUACGCCCCUCCAGUCUCGAGCUACCAGGAGGCGAAUGGAAGGGGAAGGAAUAUGCGGGACGUGGCUCUCCGUAA